AUUUUUGUUUACGAGAUUUCACCUUGUUACGAGACUUACUUGAGGACCUCUCUACCAAUGUGAUGUGCCCUAUUUUUACGAGAGUCAGCUUUCCUCUUCUGGACCACAAGGUCAGGACUUUAAUUUGCACAAGGUAAGGAUUUUAAUUUGAAUGAAUGAAUGUACGAGGAGAUGAAACGCAAAAAUGAGAAUGGAGAAUUAGCCCACUCGUUGGAGCCGACGCAGAUCUUGUGCGAGCAAUGAAGGAAUGAAUGAAAGCUCUUGGGAGCAGCAGGUUCCUACGUGUUACGUACACACUACUUCUUGUCACGAGCCAACGAGAUCCUAAUUGUCUGUGUUUCUUCCAUAGUACAUCAUUUAUAAUCAACGACUACAAUGUCAAUGGAGCACUUUCAUUACAUGCACUGCUUAUAAUUCGAUGGUCUUGUAGUUGGUUCUACUUCUACUUGUUC
Messenger RNA from Amoebophrya sp. A25, 452 nucleotides. NCBI's taxonomy places the organism in Eukaryota, Dinophyceae, Syndiniales, Amoebophryaceae. The record is from the annotation of a GenBank genome assembly.